CAAAAACCCAGAAAAUAUGAGAAAAUAUGGGGACUAUUUUUAUUUGUGUGUAUUUAUUUGUGUGUCCUAAUUUCCCUUUAGAAGCGUGCCGUCAGGCAGCUGGAGGACGGGCCGGUUGGUGUGCUCUGGAGGCGGUGAUCAGAUGCACGUCCGCGUUUUUACCUGCCAAAGUCCAGCGGCGAUGCCGACGGCCGCUUCGGCGCACGGGUCGGCAUCAGCGUUCAUGGCGACGCCACCGUGCGGGAAGAGCAGUCGAGCCUGUGGUUGCCGGGCAGAGAAGUCAAUCGCGCCAUGGUGACGUGGCCUCGAGGUCAAAACGCAACACGCUUCCAGCGAGCCAUGACCUACGAGGAUGUGUCUGAGCCGCUAAAUCCAGCGCUGCACUUGUUCGACGGGUGUUGCAUGCCCUACUUUAUUCGAACCCCUGUGCACGCUGUGAAGAUCGACGCCGCCGCAGUGGGCAUAGUGAUUACCAUGCACCCUGCAAUCUGGAAGGUUGCAUCGACUACGAUUUCACAUCUGAUGGGCAAGCCCCCGUUCUCGCGCCACUGCGGCCCUCAUGAGGCAGCUGGGCCUUGGCUGACGGGCUGGAGUAGGAGCACAGCCUUUCACGACGGCGGCUGCCGUAAAAUGACUUCCGCGAAUCUCCAGGGUUUGGAUUCCAGAGCUACCGCGCUAGAUCCAGUCAGCGCCGAGGCGUCAAUGGACGAGCUCAUGCAGUUCGCGUUCGAACGAUUCGCCGCGGGUGUACACGAGCAUGGCGUGUAGAACAGCGCCAGCAUGAAUAGGAAUGUGAAUGCUGCGCGGGGGUUCUCAAGGAAUUUCGCGAGAUUUCCACACGACUACGGGCCUUGCCCGUUGCCCACGCAGAGCUACCUCUUUUCCGCGACCGAUGACUCUGGAUAACCGAUCGAAUGGGACGUCAUUGCCAAGGUCAAGGACUUCGAUACGCAAUGGAUUUUUCUUGGGGCGGUCGUCGGAUCAAACUUUUCACAGCCGAAAGAGAGCAAACACCAGCGGCAGCGUGGGGCUGACUCGGAGAGUUGUGGAUGUCUUGCGGCAGGACCUUGAGGUAGUGUGCCGGGUAUGUCAAGUGUAUCUUCCGGACUACGUGUGUAUGGGAUACACUGUUCCUGAGCAUUGUUGCGCUCGCAAGUGUGCGGAGGUGCCCAUCAAUAUUCCAGACGAUUUGCUGACGGCUGCGUGCUGAUGUGGCGUUCUUGUGGUAUAGGGCGAGCCAUGCUUCAGACACCUAUUCUGGAGGAGCUCACCGCGCUGCUCCGAAUCUUUUUUCUGGCCAUCACCAUCUGCAGGUUCUAUGACAAGUAGCUUGCUCUUUUCUGGCUUGACAUUCUUCACCAACCGCUGUGCGCGUUCGGUUUCUCAUCCUGCUUUCCAUGAGCUGCCCCUGCGAGACUCGAACUUCCUGUGUUCCAGCUGGCCCCGCUCUCGCCGGAGCCCUCUCGUCGGACCCCGCUGCGUAGCGCCCCAUCGCUGCCGUCUGACACGGUACAGUCGACUGCAUCCCCUGCUUUCAUAGAUCACGCCUGGCGGGACCGACGGGGCGCGGCCGCGCAGCGCCUCCACCGCGCGUUGGGGGGCUGGGGCGCCCCGCGGAGGGGCCGAUGGUGCAAUGCGGGAGGGAGACAUGGCUGCACACAUUGGAAGGGACCUCUCAAGCUUUCGUCAGGGCUGCGCAGUGUCCAUAAGAGCAAGAAAGCAGCUGAGCACAGGAGGGCGUGCAGGCAGCUACGGAGCUCGAACAUGCAGAAGCAAGGUGCGGACGACGCUGCACAGCCCUAGGAGAGCAGAGCAUUGACAGCGCGAGCACCAAACUGCGGGACGGAGACAUGGCUGCUUGCGGGAGAUCGGCCCGGCGCCCCCGCUGCGCUCGCCUCCCCC
Messenger RNA from Prorocentrum cordatum, 1902 nucleotides. Lineage: Eukaryota; Dinophyceae; Prorocentrales; Prorocentraceae. The record is from the annotation of a GenBank genome assembly.